AUGACAGGAGCUGAACAUCAAGGGACGAUGACAGCUGAAGGUGAAGGUAACAAAAAUCCGUUGUGUCUGCCUCCGAGUACUGUCUUUGUGCGCAUCGGAGAGGAAGACUUGGCUGAAAUGAGAUCUAGUGGCAUCUACGAUCACGACGAAGCGGGAAUGGUCGCCUGGUUGAGCGCGAAAUAUCCACAUGGAGCUCAAGUAGAGCGGCCAGUAGGGCCUGUAGAAGGAGUAGAAGAACAUGCAUAUUCAAACACCAAGGACAAUAAACCCGGCGAUGAGGAGCCUCCACUUAGUGGUAGUAGCUUUUCCUCGUGCGUUGUGGCGAGCAACGAUAAAGGAGAGGCGGCUAAUAUUGCGACGACUGAACAACAACAAAGUGGUCUAGAAAUCGAUGCAGGUGCUACGACGGCCACAAAUCUUCAACCUAGUACAUUGCAUAACAAUUCGCAAGCUGAAAUGGCUACCAGUAAGAAUACUGCAAGCAGUGUCGAAGAUGAGGAUUAUUUUGAGUACUUUGCAAAUGCAACAGAUGAAAUAGCAGACGUAGAAGUAGUAGGUGGUGCUGCAGAAGAAGAAGUACUAGAAGAUCAGGUGGUCCUCGUUGACAGAAGUGGCGCUCUAGAAAAUAGUUGCCAAGUACAAGACCCCUACAUGAUAGGGUGGACGCUAGGCGCAGAACAAGAACAGUGUCUCACAAUUUCUUAUCAACAGGGACACCAAGAACAAGAAGCGCUACAAGGUGCACAGCAGCAAGAAGUAGAACAACAAGAAUACCAAGAUGAAUAUCUUCAAGCUUCAUCAGUACAGCCUCUUUGUGCGAAUGCGAAUACAACCUCUACUAAAGUAGAUACUACUACAGUAGACGAAGACGAGAACGAGCGUGAUCAUGAUCAGAUUCGCGAUAUCGUUGAAGGAGCUCUCGCCCUUGCGCGACAGGUGCAAGCAAAGAUAGCCCCGGAGCCAAAACACAAAAAUUAUGGCCAGCUUUUAUUGUAUAUGUGAGUCCCAAGGAAUACUUACAAGGGAAAACGUAGGAGCAUGCUAUAGCAGGUCUAUCCUUUUUAUUUGCUGUCAUACAGUAUGUUGAGGUGUGCUGCAAAUCUAGAUUGGCUUCUUCCCUUUAUAUAGGGUCGAGGUUUAGGUCCAGCGGCGCUCAAAGCUCUAAAUAAAACAACCGGUUCGUUUUUACCUCUAGCGUGUAGCCCUUCCAACAAAAUAUUUGCUGUCAUACAGUAGCUGACAACUCUAAAACACGAAAAGCAGCUAUCACAAACCGCAUCUAUAUCAACAUCAGACUCAACAAGCGGGGCUUGACUAUAAGAGCAGUGGAGGAAGUGCGUCCAAAGGAUAUGUUAAGGCUAGUUUUUCAUUAUAUUCCACAACUAGGGCAUCUUGCUCUAAGACUACAUCCCAUGUGAACUAUGUUGAGUCGUGGAGUCUCAUCGCUACUGGAGUCUCAUCGCUAAGGGAAAAAGAACUAAAGGGGAAAAUAAAGGGAAACAACACACUAAGCCAGGGCUCGAUACCGAAAAACCCGUGUUAAAUAUAGUUCUAACUACCAGAACACGGGACGAGGGGGCAACACUGGAGGAGGCGCGUCGAAGGGAUCUGGAGCAACGUGGAGUCAAUCGCAAUAUGAGUCCUGGAACAUGAAGAGCUUUACGACUACAGAUAAGAAUACAAAUACGAUGAAAUGAGAAUACCUAUAACGGCCUGUAGUACAACAUCACACUGACUUAUUGGCAUUUGUACAGCGGAAGUACUACAUCGAGCAGGAGACAACCAAGAGCAGGAGAUUGAUUGUGAUUCACUAGAAGUCACUCUAGAAGUACUUCUUACAACCCAAGGUCUGCUUCUCUGUGUAAGCUUUUUGUCUAAUUCAGCAGGCUACAACCGAUCAAACACGUACGACGGCAACGGCGCCCAGUAUUACAAUCCCCUAAGCCAGCUUUCCUCUGUUGGAGGGGCGUCUUCGACCAUGAGUCAUCACUUUAAGGCAGUUGGCAUACUCAGCUGACAUACUCAGCUGACCUACUCCUGUUGAGAUAGUCAUACAUUCAACUGCAAAAUAAGAAGUAUAAUUGAUAGAUUGAUGAAUUCUAAGGCCAAUGAGAUUGAUAGAUUGAUCAUCUGCGAAUAAGUGAAUGCAAGCUUUUACAAGUAUGUGAUGAAAUAGAGACAACCCCUUCUAAGCGCCACAGAUCGGCCAGUACGACUCAACAUUAUGGUGGCGGAUACCAGGCGAGCCAGAACCUGCAGACAUGGAAUCAGACCUGGUAUCCGCAUCAGAACCGACAACAAAAUUACUGGUAA
This is a messenger RNA of Amoebophrya sp. A25, 2313 nucleotides long. The record is from the annotation of a GenBank genome assembly. NCBI's taxonomy places the organism in Eukaryota, Dinophyceae, Syndiniales, Amoebophryaceae.